GACGAUUGUAAUUGAAUUGGUAAUUGCCCUGACGUGCGCUUGUUGUGCUGGAAGUCCCAGUGGCGGAUACUUGGAUGCCGCAUGACCUCGAGACCGUGUCGCAGAGAAUUCCGUUCCUCCUGACGACUGCCACGAACGACGGGGCAUUCUGGCCGGCACCGUACACUGCAGAGCACGAGCUCGGUUGCUUUAACAGCCCGUUCCAGAAUCCAGAAGCGAAGAACGCCACCGCCUUUGCGCAGUUCUCUGGAUCUGCCUGCGAGGACGACGGGAAGGGGGGCCGCUAUGACAGAAAAUGGUCCAACGGCGGUCACGAUUGCCCCAUGAAGACCCAAUCACCCGAGACGCCAUGGGUGUUGACCGCGGUGAAGCUUUACACCCAGCUUGGAGGUAGCGCAAGCUCUAAGUGCCAUUCGAUGCUCUGGGGCUCUGGGGCUGACAGCCUUCAGAAAGAUUCGAACAUUGAGAAGUUUGUGAUCCACUCCCCGGCAGAUGUUCAAGACUCUUUGCUAGUAUAGCUGAGCAUCUUACUCUGCCAGUUUUCCACGACAGGCGCUGGCGCGGGUCGACUCUGUCGUUACUCAGCAUCACAAGGAUGGUGCGACUAGAUCAGUUGCAUCUCCGAGUGAAGGAAAAUACGUUCAAUC
Molecule: messenger RNA, 647 nt
Organism: Prorocentrum cordatum
Lineage: Eukaryota; Dinophyceae; Prorocentrales; Prorocentraceae
Source: the annotation of a GenBank genome assembly